Messenger RNA from Cydia fagiglandana, 492 nucleotides. RefSeq lists its product as uncharacterized. The transcript has a single exon. Gene Ontology annotation, cellular component: nucleus; cytoplasm. The record is from RefSeq and is a predicted model, not a curated record. Lineage: Eukaryota; Metazoa; Arthropoda; Insecta; Lepidoptera; Tortricidae. Gene Ontology annotation, molecular function: ubiquitin protein ligase binding. The coding region runs from base 1 to 492 and encodes 163 amino acids. Gene Ontology annotation, biological process: proteasome-mediated ubiquitin-dependent protein catabolic process; regulation of proteolysis.
AUGAAAACGGACCAAAGGACAGAAUUUACUGACUUCUAUCUUUCCACUGGUGAAGGUGAAGAGAGAGUGGCGGUGCACAAAGCAUUUUUAAUUGCUCACAGUGAUGUGUUUAAAGCAAUGCUGCGAGGAAAGUGGAAAGAGACAGAUCACGAUGAAAUAAAGAUACAGGGGGUGACUAUUGAAACACUUCAACAGCUAAAAGAUUACAUGUACAUGGGCAGUGUACCCGAAGUUGGACUCCGCCCACUCUUGCUGGUUGCCAGGACGUACAUGAUGGAAGAUCUUGAAAAACACUGCAUUAGAAAACUGGCUGAGAAAGUUACUCCAGAAGAGUUAUUUUUGCUCAUUGAAUUUGCUUGUGAUAACCAGAUUCCCGAGCUACCUUUUGCACUUCUGCAGAUAACUCCAGACGCUGUUGUCAGUGGAGCGGCUAAUAUAAAAAAGGCAGUUUUGAAAAAAGAAGUUGAAAAUACUGUUGAUAAUCAAGAAUAG